CUGGGCCGCUUAUUAAAAUAAAGACGAUCGGUCGUUUUGAUUCAUGCCGUCAAAACUGGCAACUUAAUCACGUGGCAGCUAAUUGAGAAUCGUUUUACAAUUCAAGGAGGAAGUGCCACUUAGGUUCAACCGUCCUGCGGUGAGAAGAAGCUCUAACGGAGCCGCAAGUUACCGCUGAGAAUUACAAAACACCUUUUAGCUCCUCUCAGUGGGCCGCGCUUGUCCGGAAUGGGCUUUACUCUCCUGGAAAUCGCGAUAGACUCCCUGUGGUACUUUUUCGAUUAGCUUCUACUUGCUCCAUCAACUUACUCUUGCUAAAAAAUAUAUAUAUAUAUAUUAUUGUGAGAAAAAUAAACUGGAAUUAAUCGCUAAAAUGGAUUCAUGGCUCAGCCUUAGAGGAGCAACUGCAUCAAGCGUCUCAUUUGUCUUAUCCCCUUUCUAUCCAUUCCUGAUUAACACCUCUGCCUGUGUGCAAUCACAUAGAUCUCUAAAAACUGUUUAUGUUGGCGGCUCUAAAGGGAUUCAUUAAAUCCCUCUGCUGCGGAUUUGCUCUAUUAGUUUUAAUCACGGCCAAUCCGACGUCGGCAUUUACACAGCGCUCACUCUUCUAAACUGACAUUUGAAAUUGAUCGCCAUGGCAGUCCACUUCAUGUGACUUUUUUUUUUGGGCAACAAAGUCGUUUGCCAGCCAUGUGCUGGCUUCCCUCGGGGAGCCCUUUGGAAUGAAAGCGUCUUUUGAAGUUAGUUUGACGGCUUUGGUACUUUGCAAAGGAGAAAAAAAAGCGUGAUGUUGUCCUCUUCUUUCGUUGGUAAACAUGAAGACGCUUUAUCGUGUUUAUUGAAGCUUCUUUUAUUCAUAAACUGUGUUAGUCGGUCAGUUGGUUGCUAUAGCUAUAGAAUUAAUUUAUAGUUACGCGAGUGACUUCCACUUCAAGGCCCAUUUCGAUGUUUGAGCAAUUAGUUGGUUUUUUUUUUUUGCGUUCCGGCCAUUUCCUAUUGCUUCCUGACGCACGUCAACCAACGAGCGGUGAGAAAUCGAGUGGGCGACUGGAAAAUAGAAAAAGAUCUUUAAAUCCAUCAUGACGGGUGGAGACGGAUGUUGAGUGGAGACUGACUUACUGGAUAUCGCGUACAUCAAAGAUGCCCGCAAUGGAAAAUGCACCAAAACACCAAAGGAGGCAAAACUGCGCGAGCUGCUGGAUCUUAGCACGCUGGCGGGCAAGAUGGAGAACAGGAUGCUGACGGUGGUGAGCGGCACCGACAUGGUCAACGUCACCUACCUGAACUUCAUGGCCUCCCAGGAGGAGACGGCCAAGGAAUGGGCGGAGGAGCUUUUCAGUCUGGCUUCUAACCUGCUGGUGCAAAACAUGUCCAGAGAGGCCUGUCUGGAAAAAGCAUACACCAGACUGAAGCUCCAAUUGAAUCCCGAAGGUCGAAUCCCCGUCAAGAACAUCUUCAGAGUCUUCUCGUCCGAUCGCAAACGAGUGGAGACGGCGUUAGAAAACUGCAACCUUCCCUCCGGCAGAAACGACUCCAUCCCCCAAGAAGACUUCACGCCGGAAGUGUACAACUUAUUCCUCAGCAACAUCUGCGCCCGGCCCGAUUUGGACCACAUCUUCUCCGAUGUGGGUGCAAAGAGUCGCCCGUACCUUAGCGUGGAGCAGAUGACGGAGUUCAUCAACAACAAGCAGCGAGACCCCCGACUCAACGAGAUUCUGUACCCGCCCCUCAAGCCUGAGCAGGUCCAACAGCUGCUGGAAAAAUACGAACCCAACGCCACACUUGCGCAGAACGGUCAAAUCUCAGUGGAGGGCUUUGCCAGGUACUUGAAUGGCGAGGAGAACAGCAUCAUCCCCCCAGAGAAACUGGACCAGAGCGAAGACAUGACCUUUCCCCUCUCACACUAUUUCAUCAACUCCUCUCAUAACACGUACCUCACAGCUGGGCAGCUGGCGGGCAGCUCGUCGGUGGAGAUGUACAAGCAGGUCCUUCUUUCCGGCUGCCGCUGCAUCGAGCUGGACUGCUGGAAGGGACGGACCACUGAAGAAGAACCCGUCAUCACCCACGGCUUCACCAUGACAACCGAGGUCUCCUUUAAGGAGGUGAUCGAGGCCAUCGCAGAGUGUGCCUUUAAGACUUCCCCCUUCCCCGUCAUCUUAUCUUUUGAGAAUCACGUGGACUCACCCAAGCAGCAGGCUAAGAUGGCCGAAUACUGCCGCUCGAUAUUUGGCGACGCUCUGCUGACAGAACCUUUGGAAAAGUAUCUUUUGGAGUCUGGAGUUCCUCUGCCCAGCCCGAUGGAACUGAUGGGCAAAAUCCUGGUGAAGAACAAGAAGAAGCACCACAAGGCGUCGUCGGACGGCAGCGCCAAAAAGAAGCUAUCGGAGCAGGUGUCUAACACCUACAGCGACUCAUCCAGCGUCUGCGAGCCGUCUUCGCCAGGAGCCGGUUCCACAAAGGACGAUGUGACUGAGUCCUCCCAGCCAGCAGAGGGCACCGAGCUCAGCCUAAGGCCACAAGGAAGGAAGUCCAUCGGUGAGGUGGAGGCUGAAAGCGACGAUGAAGACGACGACGAUGAUGAUUGCAAAAAGGGAUCCAUGGAUGAGGGCACGGCGGGCAGUGAGGCGUUUGCCACCGAGGAAAUGUCCAACCUGGUCAUCUACAUCCAACCUGUCAAGUUUCACAGCUUUGAGGCUUCCAAAAAGACCAGUCGCAGCUAUCAGAUGUCGUCCUUUGUGGAGACAAAAGCUCUGGAGCAGCUCACCAAGUCUCCAGUUGAGUUUGUGGAAUACAACAAACUACAGCUCAGCAGGAUUUACCCAAAAGGCACCCGGGUGGACUCCUCCAAUUACAACCCUCAACUCUUCUGGAACGCCGGCUGCCAGCUGGUGGCGCUCAACUUCCAGACCAUCGACCUGUCCAUGCAGCUCAACCUGGGGAUGUACGAGUACAACGGCAAGUCGGGCUUCCGGCUCAAACCGGAGUUCAUGAGACGGCCUGACAAGCACUUUGAUCCGUUUACUGAGAGCACCGUGGACGGGAUCGUCGCCAACACGCUAUCUGUCAAAAUCAUCUCGGGCCAGUUCCUGUCAGACAAGAAAGUGGGCACCUACGUGGAGAUGGACAUGUUUGGCCUUCCCGUGGACACCAAGCGUAAAGCCUUCAAGACCAAAACGUCCCAGGGCAACGCCAUCAACCCCGUAUGGGACGAGGAGCCCAUCGUCUUCAAGAAGGUGGUCCUUCCCACGCUGGCCUCGCUCAGGAUCGCCGUUUUUGAAGAGGGCGGGAAGUUCAUAGGACACCGCAUCAUACCCGUCUCGGCUAUACGGCCAGGUUAUCAUUACAUCAACCUGAGGAACGAGAAGAACCAAACUCUGACGCUUCCUGCUCUCUUCGUAUACGUGGAAGUCAAAGAUUAUGUUCCUGACACGUUUGCAGAUGUCAUCGAGGCGCUGUCCAACCCCAUCCGCUACGUCAACCUGAUGGAGCAGAGGGCCAAUCAGCUGGCUGCCCUCACCCUGGAGGAGGGCGGGGACGAUGAGGCCGACAGGGAGGCAGAGGCGGGCAGCGACCCCCCCUCAGAAUCCAAGACGGACCCCAGGGCUGCCGUGCCGGCGGAAAACGGGCUGAGCCACACCCCAAUCGCCCCCCCGCUGGUUGGACAUCAGCCUCAAUCUGCAGGUUCUUUGAAACCACCUGUGAAGACUGAAGACAUCAUCCAAAGUGUCCUCACUGAAGUGGAAGCUCUGACGCUGGAAGAACUGAAGCAGCUGAAGGGCUUCGUCCGCGAACAGCGCAAGCAGUACAAGGAGAUGAAGGAGCUGGUGCGCAAACACCACCGCAAGACGGCCGAGCUCAUCAAGGAGCACACGGCCCGAGUGAGCGAGCUGCAGAGUCAGCAGCAGCGAAGACGCAACACCCUGCACAAGAGCCACAAACGAGAUGGUAAGAAAAGCCGCUCAGAACAAUCGUUGUCCACGCUGGACCGAGAGCUGUGCGAUCUGGACCACGAGUGCGGCCAACGUUUGUCCGAGCUGAAGGAGCAGCAACAGCAGCAGCUCCUCACGCUGCGUCAGGAGCAGUACUACAGCGAGAAGUACCAGAAGAGAGAACACAUCAAGCAGCUGGUGGAGAAGCUGACCACCCUGGCCGAGGAGUGUCAGAGUGCCCAGCUGAAAAAACUGAGAGACAUCUGUGAAAAGGAGAAGAAGGACCUGAAGAAGAAAAUGGACAAAAAGAGACAAGAGAAGAUCAGCGAAGCCAAGUCCAAAGACAAAAACGUCACAGAGGAAGAGAAGCUGGAGAUAAACAGGUCGUUUGUCAAUGAGGUGGUGCAGUACAUAAAACGGCUGGAGGACGCGCAGAGUAAACGACAAGAGCGACUGCAGGAGAAACACAAGGACAUACGGCAGCAGAUUUUGGAUGAAAGGCCAAAGCUACAGAGUGACCUCGACCAGGAGUACCAAGACAAGUUCCGCCGGCUGCCCGUGGAGAUCCAGGAGUUCGUUCAGGACAGCAGCAAGGCCAAGUCUGGUGACCAAAACCCGGCCGCUUCUUUCUCUUCCUCCACAACGACCGAGCGGCUCAACCACAAAGCGUCGCAAUCGGAGGAUGACGCAGAGGAAGCCUCGCUGGAGCGGGUGUAUGACACGCCUCUUUAGAGGCGGACUGCAGGUGUGUUUGUGAGCCAGAUCUGAGGACUCAGUGUGGUGAGUAGCUGUGGUCCGGACCCGUGUGUAAAUAGUACCUCUGUUGUAUUUGUACGUCACCUGUGUGUUGUCGUCACUGUUUGGGUGCGGCCACAAUUUGGGUCACUAACUUACUUGAAUGAUUGCACAUUUUGAUUUUCUAUCACGAUGACGUCUGGUCAGCUUUUACUCCUUGACGUUUUAUUUGUUUUUGCACUGAGCUAACCCGGAUUAACUCCAUUUUGUUCUCACAGAACAACGCUGCUAUUACUUUUCGAUUACCACUGAUCGAUGUUCGUGCACUGGUUGAGUUGCCCGAAGGUGUCGAGUUUCUGCAUGUACUCAAACUAAGUCUAGAUGUUACGGUAGCUCAGUAUUGGUUGAUUUGAAAGGUGGGAUGACGUACAGUAAUUGCAACAAAUAUUUGAGCUUUAGUGCAAUUUGUAGAUAAAUACAAACUCUUAUGGCGUCUUGCUCACAGAUUUUCACUUACGCCAAUAUUGUAGUCAAGUUUUUGUUUUUUUCACUGUUCUAAUCUACAUUUUAACUUAUUAAAUUCAGGACUGGAAAAGUUAACAUUUUAUAUAAAAAGCGAAAUUAUCAUGGCAAGUAAAAGUGUAGCAUAGACAAAAAACCCGCAGAAAAUGUCAUUUUUGUUGGAGCCAAGUAAUUGUAGGGAUAUCAGUUCACCAUAUGCCACUUGUUGCUAGGCAGACUUCGAGGGGCUCCAUCAUAACGGCCCCAUUGCUGGAUGACACCCACCAAAACAACACGUUGCAAAACAAUUGCUUCUAAUGUUAUAUUUUGACACCAUUUGAAAGUGGCAAAGGGCAACAUAACGUUGAUUUUUUUUUUUUUUUUUUUUUUUUUUUUUAAGAUAAAAAUCCAACUUGAGAUCCCCAAAUUGUUCAUUUUUUGUCCGUUUUUACUAAUUGCUGAGUCUUCUGACCAAUGUCGUCUGAUAAUCUAAUUUAAAAAAAAAAGUCAGAUUCAAAUAUAUAAAAUUACGCUCUGCGUGUAAGUAGAAAACAAAAGGACUCUUUGACUAGACAAACGUGUGACGAGUCCCGUGACUUUUUUUUUUUUUUCCUUGUUGUUGAUGUUGAAUGUGUGGAAUGCUUCCCACUGUGAUUAUGAUGAUAAUGAUGAUGAUGAAGAACUUGUGUGAUAUUUAAUACUUUGAUACCACUACUGACAGAGUAACACUUGUGAAAAAGCAGUAUGUAAUUUUGACCACGAAAAAGAGAAAAAAAAGCCUUUAUAUUGAUUAAGUUACUAGUUUUUACAUCGUCUUGACUGACUACUUUGAUUUCAAGUGCCACUCCUGCAUUCUUGCAUUUGAAUGUGUAUGCACUCUGGAAUCUGGCUAAAAUAUGACGUGGAUCAAAUAACAGUAUCGUGUAAAGAGAAUUUUGUCUGUAAUUACAAAUAAAUGUGGCUGUUAUUAUUGUACAUUACAA
Syngnathus typhle (broad-nosed pipefish) is the source of this 6148-nucleotide messenger RNA. It is a transcript of the gene plcb1l, whose product is annotated as phospholipase C beta 1-like. Gene Ontology annotation, biological process: memory; phosphatidylinositol-mediated signaling; lipid catabolic process. Gene Ontology annotation, cellular component: cytoplasm; nuclear speck. The record is from RefSeq and is a predicted model, not a curated record. The coding region runs from base 1224 to 4661 and encodes 1145 amino acids. Lineage: Eukaryota; Metazoa; Chordata; Actinopteri; Syngnathiformes; Syngnathidae. Gene Ontology annotation, molecular function: phosphatidylinositol-4,5-bisphosphate phospholipase C activity; calmodulin binding; calcium ion binding. The transcript has 31 exons.